CACAUUGCUCCGGCAGUUGCUGUCGCAGUUAGGAAGCGAGCAGAAAGUUGCUGAAGACAAUCGCGCACCGAAGGUUUCGCACUGAGGAGAGAAGAAUGUCAUACCUGACACACCUUUUCAUUUUAGCCGCUCUGCGCUGGCUCGUGGCUGCUGAAACAGAAGCGGGACAGAGCAAGAAAGUGCCUGCUGUAUUUUGCACAUUCAAGGAGAAGAUAUACAACCCAGGGGACAGUUGGCAUCCCUAUCUGGAGCCUUUUGGAUUCAUGUUCUGCAUGCGUUGUGCAUGCACUGAAUCUGGUCAUGUGAAAUGUAACACUAUCAAGUGUCCUGUCCUGAGAUGCGAGAAUCCAGUGACCGACUCCCAGCAGUGCUGCCCACGCUGUGCAGAUGAGCACAGAACUCCUGCUGGUUUGAGGGCUCCCCUUAAAACCUGUCGAUACAACGGAACUGUAUUCCAAACGGGGGAGACCUUCACCAACCAUGACCUCUUUCCAUCUCGACAGUCCAACCAAUGUGUCAUGUGCACAUGCUCUAAUGGAAAUAUCUUCUGUGCGUUGAAAACCUGUCAGCCCAUUACAUGCUCCUCACCUGUCUCUGUUCCAGAUACUUGCUGCUUAGUUUGCAAAGAGGGUCCAACUGACAUCAAUUCAGCAUCAUAUGGGGAUGGAGGACAGCAACUGAACAGAGGAGUGAGACAUUCUCUGGAUCAGUGUGCUGGAGAGCAGGUGAGGGGCCGAGCUGUGCGAGCCACUCCGUCCACCCUGAGAGGUUCUCUGAGAGGCCUCAACCUACACACACUGCACCUGAAAGGAGCUGCUGAAACCACAGUGAAGAUCCUCCUACAGCGCAAACAUCAGAGAGCUUGCGUGUACAGUGGGAAGACCUACUCCCAUGGUGACGUGUGGCAUCCUGUGUUGGGCAAAGUUCUGGAGUGCAUCUUAUGCACCUGCAGAGACGGCCUUCAGGAGUGCAGACGCAUCACAUGUCCCACUCAGUACCCAUGCAAACAUCCCAUGAAGAUAGAGGGGAAAUGCUGUAAGAUUUGUCCAGAGAUUAAGGCUGAGAGCAACAGGACAGAGUGUUAUCUAGGGCACGACAACAACAGUCUUCUGGUAUAUAAAGUUGAACCCUCAUCUGCUGCUCACACCGAGGACACAGUGCGAACGAUUGCCAUUGAGAGACAAGGAGCCACAGAGAUCGAGGUUCAAGUAUGGAAAACAGUAGAAGGUGUACUUCAUUUGAUGGAGACAGGUGAUGUUCAAAAAAAGGACCUCAUAGAGCAUCCAGAGAAUUAUGUUCUGCUUACCACAUUAGAUGAGGACACCUGGAGAAAGUUCAAAGAGGAGGAGGACAAGGAGAGAGACGUCAACAGGAGCAGGACCUGUGAAGAUGGCAUUAAGGAGGUAGUGAAGUACUUAAACCCUGAGCAGCUGGACAGUCUUUGUGCUUCUUAGUCUGUUUCCACUGUGUUCUGGAACAGCGUGUUAUCAUCAUCAGUCUUCAACACCUUUUUUUAUUAUCAGAAAAAGAAAAAAGAAUACACACACAACGUGCUUUAGUACAAAACCACAUACUGGCAGAAGAUAGUUCUGUUGUUUAUCACUAGGAGUCAGUUCAGCACAAUUUUGCCAUCUUUUUUGAGUAGCUUUUGUAUAGGCCUUAAACUGGAGCAAAGUCAGCAGGGUGGUCUUUUGCAAAUACACAGUUCAGAGGGAAAAUGAAAACAUAUACAAAUGUCUUGCUUCUAGGUGUGUCAGUAUUAUAGCAGUUGUGAACGAGAAAGGGUUUGACGUAUUUCUCUUUAUUAAAGAACAACUCAUGUAUGUGAUUGUAGCAAGCAACCACUGUGUUUGUACAGUACAUAAGUGAAAAAAAAUUAAGGUAAUGUAGACAGCUUAAUGGCCAGGAUGCUUUUAUAAAGUUGAUGUAGGCCACAUUUUUAUCACUGUCAUUAGUUAUACACUCAUUAAAUAUAUACCAUAAAAAAUGAACUAUUUAUUGUAAAUGCAGAGUAACAAACAUAAGUUUGACUGAAAUGAACUGUUUGUCUGUCUCCUCUUUCUGCACAUGGGUUUGAUCAUUUGAAUGUGAGGUAAGUAUAUGAGCGUGUACAUAAGAGGUUUGUACCAAGAUUUACAGUACUGUGAAAAAGUUAAAGACCCUUCUUUCUUUUGUUUAAUUUCAUUUAGUUUAUUUCCAUGAAGUACAUGUUAUACAUUUUUCAGCACCAGGAAAAAAAACAGAAAACAUUUGAGGGUGAUCUCUGACUUUUGUACAGUACUGUACACUCAACAUGGUCCUGGACUCUUGGCACUGGGCAUGGUGGCCAUAGUGAUCAGAGCAUCUUAAUAUAUUAGCAAUACUUUUCUAUAGAGAUUAUAUAAGCUAAAUAUCUUAUACAACUAAAUAUUGUUCAGUGUUGUUAGCAAUGGGUGCACUUUAAAGGACCUGAAUCAACUAAUUAGAAGAGGUGUGUGGAUAUGUUCAGGCCUGUAGUGUUGCUGCAUCAUGCAAAUGAAAACCCGAGAACCUUUCUCUGUUGACAAAGAACUAGUGAGAGCAUUUAGUGGGAUGUGUUGCUGUGUCUUGCACUUUCCAAAAUAUAGGCUUGUGCUUCUGAUACAGUUUGUUUUCUCAAGGAUUGUGAUGGCUGAACAGAAUAGGUGCAACAACAGAUCGCCAUUAAUUUGAUGUAAAUGUAGGUCAGAAUUUUCCGCUACCAAAAGGAGCUGGCUAGAAGACUCUUGUGUCGUAUGCAGUAUAUCUUAUGAUUUAAUCGCCAUAGCAGUGCUACAGAAACUCCAGUAUUCCAGUUUUUCCUCUGCUUUCUAAUGUUUACACACUCCAGAAAAUUGUAGCACAUAUUAUCAGCUGAAGUAUUAGCCACCUGUUGAGACACAUCACAAGCAGACAGUAUUUCAAUGGCUUUGCCAUCAGUUACUCUAAGGAUUGUUGGUUAAUGGAGAUGUCGUUCCACAGCCAAGCGGAGUUUCAUACGGACCAGGCCUGUGAACUGCUUGUCGACAGUCUUGUUCAGGUCACCAGGUGGAGGAUAAUCCACUUUUGUUCGCUGGCCAUGCUCAUCACAGUGAACUGUGCCUGGCCACCGAGCACAGAUUGGAGAAGUUCAGAGAGUUGUGACUAAUAUCCCUUCCCUUCUGUCUGAACCCCGAAAGCCCACUUUCCCUCCCUUCUCCGCCACAAUGAGUCAUUGUGUUGGCUUCACACAUAGUGCCAGACAGUGCUGCUCAUCUCUCACUGAAGGCCUGACAAAAUAUUUUGAAACAGAAGCCCCUCAGUUGCAGACCUUAAUAGUCACACAAUGAAGCUGUGAAUUAUUUCCGCUGGCUGUUGGAUCUGACAGUUUCUGGCAAUUUGUUCUCUUUGAAUGGCUCAAAGGGAGACAAAGAGGAUUUUACUCUGCAGUCCUAUUUUAUUCUCGGUGUGUGUGUCUGUAGUGCGUCGUGUUCGUUUCACAUAUUACUUUGCAAUGAACUGAGUGAUGAAAAAAUCCUUAAGUUUACACCUUGAUGACCAGUCAUUAAGAAACCUAAUAUAAGGUGUCGUAAGUGUAUUACAUAUGCAAAUCUCAUAAAGUUUGGAAUAUUCUGGCUCCCUGGAGAGUUCAGCACUUGCUGUUGGAACACAAACUUGAUUUUAAACAUUGCCAUCUUUGGCAUCUGCAAGGUUCCUUCGUUGUUGGAUGGAGGUUUUGAAUUCCCUCUAAAUAGCAUUUGGCCAAUUCUGCUAUGCAUGCUUAGUCUUGGCUCUGGCAAUUUGAACAGCUGGGGGCAGUCAUUGGGUAUAAAUCAAGUGAAGGGGUCAGCUCUCUGUAUGAGCGUGCCCACUCAGCCUUGCUGCCCGUUGUUACAGGCUGUAUUAAAGCCUUAAAUCUUUUCGGAGAGUGGUUUGUUUGCACCUCGACGUGGAAGUGUGCGUAUGUUCCUAAAGGCUAUCAUGUAAAUGUAAGUACUUAACAUACUAGGGAGGCUAAUUCUAAUAGUUAUUUAAGGUCUAAGGAAAAGAACUGACUGGGUCUGAGUGGGAGAUUCAGAGUUGGGGCUGCAGAGCGCUGUGUUGGGUUAAGGCAGGUGGGUAGACUUUGAAUGAAUAUGUAAAAUCUCUGGCCCCGAGCUGCUACACUCCAUGGUGCCUCACAGAUUCACAGCCGUUGAGGAACUGAAGCAUUGCAAAUCGAUCAGACGGCCUUCUGAUUCAAAGGAAGCCAAACUGGGUUAAGGUAAUUAACUCUGAUAGAUGUGUUUGCUUUCAUAGCUGAUUAAGGUGUUCGAGUAACCCUUGAAUUAACGCGCCAUCAAAAUACUUCCGAAAUCUUUUAAGGGGGCUGUUUUUUUUACGCCUUCUCCCUCUGCUUAAUUAAGUUGGCCCCGAUCAUUUCAGCCAGUGAUCAGAACCAUGCCAAGGAGGUACGGACAAUACUGAGCCGCCUGUCAUAAACACUUCAGUCAUCCGUAUGCUUUUCCUGAUCCCUACUGUUUGAGGUUCACACAGGAAAAACACUCAAAGUUAAUAGAGUGGCAGAUGGAAGGUACUAGCACACUUUGCGAGCUAUAUUAGAAGACUUUGUUUAGGCUUCCCUCACCUCUUUCUGCAGGUUUUACAGGGUGUCAGUUGUGCUGGCAGUAUGAAAGCAAACUCUAAAAUGCUGAACAUUAGUGGCUCCGGCAUUCUGAAGUGAGUGAAAGCAGAUUGCUUAGCCUUGCCAUGGAAAACAGGGUAAUCAACCCACAAUUUCCACACGAACGUCAUAUCAAAAGGAUUAUGAUGAAUGGCUAUCCCACUGCCCAGUCAACUAAUGUGACAGAUUGAUGAAUGAGAGGCAACGUGUUUGCGGUGCAAUCAGAGACUUGCAUGUACACCAUCUAGUAAUAAUCUUAAAUAGUGCACAAGCUUCAUGUUUUUGAUCCAAAAUGGUGAAGUACAAGCUUCUCUCAGGCUUGAUUGCAAAGAUUAUUCCAGAUGUGCCGAUUCAAAUCCACACUCGCCCCAGAACAGUCCCUGAGACAAUGCUCCCAGAAAGAUAUCCCAAAGAAGUAAUGCAUGCUGCCUCAUUUCCAACCAUGUCUUGCAUAUUUUCCAAUUUGGACCCUGAGAAAUCUUCCAUCAGCCAACUACGAUUAUAUCACCCAGUCAGAAAACCAUGUGUAAAAAUCUGCUUUCAAUUAAUACACAAUGAUUUACUUUUUCUGGGUUCUGCUUACACAGAAUGUGAGGGGGAUUGUCAAAAUAAAUCAGAACUGAAAGUUGAGUUAUUGGUGUUUGAUGUAUUUUGUUGCCGUUAAUCUAAAAAUUCCAAAUAAAAACAAGAACUUUGGAGAGGCAGAAGAGUUGUUGUGUGCCCUCAAGUAGCCUCAGGUCAGUCACAGGCAACAUACAGUAUCAGAGAUGUGAAGCUUUUCAAUUAGUUUGGUUAGUUACAACUUCAAUUACUGUCCACAAAACGAGAAUAUAAAAAUUACAGACUCUGUGAAUUUUUGGUUAUUAUGAAUGGUGUAAACAUAUAUUACACUGCUCUGUAUCAUGCAUGAAUGUUCAUUUUAUAAUAAAUUGUCUUUCAAAGCCUUCAAAAACGAA
Molecule: messenger RNA, 5595 nt
Organism: Pygocentrus nattereri (red-bellied piranha)
Lineage: Eukaryota; Metazoa; Chordata; Actinopteri; Characiformes; Serrasalmidae
Gene: chrdl2
Product: chordin-like 2
Exons: 11
Coding region: 96-1454 (452 amino acids)
Molecular function (GO): protein binding
Source: RefSeq, a predicted model, not a curated record